Messenger RNA from Dictyostelium discoideum AX4, 2202 nucleotides. RefSeq lists its product as hypothetical. The transcript has a single exon. NCBI's taxonomy places the organism in Eukaryota, Evosea, Eumycetozoa, Dictyosteliales, Dictyosteliaceae. Bases 1 to 2202 code for a protein of 733 amino acids. The record is from RefSeq and is a predicted model, not a curated record.
AUGAGUGAAUCACAGCAAAAGAAUUCAUUACAAAUGAAUAACAAUAACAAUUAUAAUAAUAAUAACAACAACAACAACAAUAAUAAUAAUAAUAAUAAUAAUAACCCAAAUAAUAAUAAUAAUAAUAAUAAUAAUAAUAAUAAUAAUAACAACAUUAAACAUGAAAUUACAAAUUGGAGUAAAUUACAAAUGAUACUAGAGAAAUAUAUAGUAAAGAAUAAUAUAUCGAGUUUGGAUAAAGGAAUGGAUUUAUUAUUACAAUGGUUUGAAACUAUUUCUAAAAAUACUGAUAAAAUUAAUACUUUUAAAUCAAUUGUUGGUAUUAGUCCAGACAAUAACAGUACAAUCACUGGUAGAAUGUCAUAUUCGACUUCAUCGAUUGGUGAUUUAAUUUCAAAUAAUACAACCGAUGAUAAUAAAAAAAGAAUUUUAAUGGAUGUAAAUAAUAAUAAUAAUAAUAAUAGUAACAAUAAUAAUAACAAUAAUAGUAGUAGUAAUAGCGGCGACGAAUCUACACCAUUAUUUGAUUUUAGAAAUAAAAGAAUGAAAGUAUCACGUUUAUUAUGUCACGAAGAAAUGUUACACAAUCCAUUAAAUGAAAAUAAUAAUAAUAUAAAUAAUAUAAAUAAUAAUAAUAUAAAUAAUAAUAUAAAUAUAAAUAAUAAUAAUAAUAAACAUCAUGGUUCAGAUGUUGAAGAGAAUUCAGAAGGUACUUUUGAUGAAGAUGAAAAUUCAUGUCCUGAUAGUUUCGAUAGUAAUGAUAAUAAUUCACCAGAAGAUGCAUAUGGAGGUAGUGAUAAUGAAUCCCCUCACAUUGAUGACGAUAAUAAUGUAAUUAGAUCUCAUUAUGGUAAUCAUCAUAAUAAUAAUAAUUCAUCUUCAAUGAGAAAGAAUAAUAGUGGAACUCAUUCUACAAUCGAUUUAACUCAUAUUAAAUUACCUUCACAAAUGCAACAACAUCAACAAAUUCAACAACAAUUACAAAUGCAACAACAUAUGCAACAACAACAAUUACAAAUGCAACAACAACAACAAGCUCAACAACAAGCUCAACAACAACAAGGUGGUGGAAUUGGUAAAUCACCAACAAUUUCUGGUAAUAAUAGUAGUAUUGCACCAUCACCAAAACAGUUGAUGACAAUUCGUGAGAAAAUGUUGGAAUAUAUUCAAAAGAAUCCAUCUGCAACAAGACCAUCAUGUAUUCAAGUUGUACAACAACCUUCAUCAAAAGUAGUUUGGAAAAAUCGUCGUUUAGAUACACCAUUCAAAGUUAAAGUCGAUUUGAAAGCCGCCUCUGCUAUGGCUGGUACUAAUUUAACAACUGCAAGUGUUAUUACAAUUGGUAUUGUGACCGAUCACAAAGGUAAACUUCAAAUUGAUAGUGUUGAAAACUUUACCGAAGCAUUCAAUGGCCAAGGUUUAGCCGUUUUCCAAGGUUUGAAAAUGACUAAAGGUACUUGGGGUAAAGAAUGGAAUUUAACAUUUAUCGCUGUAGUUCGUCCAAAUAAUGCAUCUUACAAUAAUCCAGUUAUCAUCUCUGUUUCUCAACCAUUUUCAAUCGUUGUUAAAACUCGUAAAAAUCCACAAAUUCGUCAUAAUAGUUAUAGUAGUCAUAUAUUAAAUAAUAACAUUAUGAGUAAUCAAAAUAAUAAUAAUAACAAUAAUAAUAAUAAUAACAAUAACAAUAAUAAUAAUAAUCAAAAUCAAAAUAAUCAAAAUAAUCAAAAUAAUAAUAAUAAUAAUCAAAAUAAUAAUAAUAAUAAUAAUCAAAAUAAUAAUGGUGGAAAUAUGAAUAAUAAUAAUAAUGGUGCAAGUGAAAAUUCAUCAUCAUCACCAGAAGUUUCUCCAACAAUUGCUCCAAAAAGAGGUCGUAUUCCAAACUCUGCUCCACAAAUGUCUCUAUCAUCUGCUCCAACUACAACCCCACCUUCAAAUUCAACUAGUACCACUACAACUACUUCAAAUGGAAGAACUUUUGGACAAGAUGAAAUGGCAAGUUUAUUAUGGGCUGCUGAAAUUAAACAAAAAGAACAACCAGAUGGUGAACCUGAAACCAUCCAAGGUAACAACAACAACAACAACAACAACAACAACAACAACAACAACAAUAAUAAUAACAAUAACAAUAAUAAUAACAAAGGAAAUCAAAACUAUAAUCAUGGUGUAAUUUUAAAUACUUCUAAACCUGUUACAACUAGAUAA